AUGGAUGCAGAGGCUCUGCGAAACUUUGCGGUGUCCGCGCAGCCUCUUCAAUAUCCCCCCUACAACGACUCGAAUGCCCCGCGAACUGCUCAAGAGGUAGCUGCCGCAGCUGCGGGCUAUGCUCCUGCCGACUCAAUCGACCCCAAUAUCUCGGCCUACGAUGUGAACGCGGAAGUGCAGAACGAGGAUCCGGCAUCACAAACACAAGAACACCACGAUCAUGGCCACGACCAAUCGACCUCACACCGAGUACACACACUCUCUCCACCCCAGACGCGCCACACGCGAUCAUCUCAAGAUCUGACUACGGCAUCAUCAGAUGACAAUGUCGUCAGUCACGGUCCACAGGCAAUCGAUUUUCAGGAUCAUCAAGUCUUUGGACAAGCAUCCUCGCAAAAUGACUUUGUCUGGAAGAACUCUUCGUCGGCUUUUCCCAACGGCACACCGCAUUCCAGCGCAAGACUAGUCGGAAAACAGGCUCCGGUCUACAGUACUCCACAAGGCCUCGUCCAUUCGGACCCUUGGUCGGCACAUUAUCACGAUCCAAUGCAACUAGAGACACCCACUUCGAAUCUGGAUCAAGACCUCGAUCCUGCAGUGGCUGCAAACCCCUUCAGUGACACAUUCCCUCUGAUCCCAAAUCCUCCCGACCUCGAAGCCUGGCGCGAGAGGCUCUUCAACAUCACCGAACCUCUUGUCUUGUCGGAAGAAGAAUACUUGACCUACUUUCCCCACGUGGACAACAUCUAUUCACACCGAUCUACUCAGAAGUACAAGCGUAAACCAUUUGUAAGCCACUAUUGGGAUUGUCGUCUGAAGGGCAGACCUAGCGGCACCCCGAAGAGCACGGAUCCCAACAAGAAGAAGCGCAAGCGCCAGGCCCGUGAACGAGAUCUAUGCGAUGUCAAAAUCAAAGUGACGGAAUACUUCGGUACCGAUCAAGCGCAAGAAUUGGGCAUACCUGGCAACGACCUCAAUGGUCUCAAUAGUGUUAACGGCAUUCCUACCGACCCAGCUCUAACAGGAGACAACAGCGAGUUGACCAUCGUGCUCGAAGAUGGUGUCAAUGGAAAUGGUCCAUCCAACAACCCAACCGACCCCAACUUCGGUUUGCUAGAGCUGCCUCGACGUUUGCCGAAAGGUCACCCUGGUGCCGAUGGCAAGCGGUGGUUCACCAUUCAGCGCGUAAGAGGUAAUCCAGGUGGUGGUGCGGUCAAAGACAAACGCGACAGUACAGGGGAUGGCCUUGGCGAGGCCGUCGAAGAAGAUGACUCUUCCCUACUAGACCCUAAUCUCGACCUUGACCACAAGCACACCCUUGAAGAGAGCGAUAGGAUCAAGAAGAACAGUGUUCAAAGAUGGCUGUUGAAGGAGGAAAAAGAAAAGAAACGAAUUAACAAGAUACCUACGCCGGCAGCCACAAUCCCAACCUCGACCAGCAGUGACACGAGCUCCCCAACUUUCCGCGCCAGCGGCAUGGCCUUCUUCACAGCUCGUGAUCACUCGAGACCAGCGACAUCCAAAAUCACUUUCUACGCCAACGGCUUUUGCCCCUUCGCACAACGAGUCUGGAUAGCUCUUGAGGUCAAAGGUAUUCCGUAUCAAAUGGUGGAGGUUCUCCCUGCUCACAUUGAUCCAUACCGUCCACCGGAACUUCUUGAAGCCAAUCCUGAAGGACACAUCCCUUGCAUCCGUCGUGGCAACUGGGCUGUUUGGGAGAGCGGUGUCAUUAUGGAGUAUCUCGAAGACUUGGCUAUAGGUCACAGUCUUCUGCCAUUGGGUAAUGCACAACUCCGGGCACACGUCCGUCUUUGGACAGACCACAUCAACCGCAAGAUCCUCCCAAGUUUCUACAGUCUCCUCCUCACACCACCGCCGCAGAACCAAGAUGCUAAUACCGAUGUUGAUGGUGACAUGAAUAUGAACCGCCAGGCGCCGGCCAUGGCAGCUACCGCAGCACAGCAUGAAAUGCUCAUAGCCACGCUCCAGAGAAACAUCACGGCACUAGUCAACGCAUCACAUGCAACGGGACCCUUCUUCCUGGGAAAUGAGAUCGGGUUUGUCGAUGUCAUGUUCGCUCCAUGGAUCAUUCGCUUGUCGCGUGUGUUGAGUUAUUAUCGCAACUUCCCCCGCCCCGAGGUUGGCACGCGUUGGCGCAUGUGGGUCGACGCCAUCGAACAGGACGAGCGUGUGAAGCGGACCAUAAGCGACGAGAACUCAUACCACGGCGUGUACAGAGGUGUUGGUGAGGACGGAUGGGACUCAUUAAAUGACCGAGACGGCUCUGGUUCUCGGAAGAAUAUGGCUGAAAUUGCUUUUGCGAAGCGUAUCGUUAACCAGGAAGGGUUCGGACUAGGAGGCGAUGUAUGGGGCAAAUUGAGAGAGGAGCAUGCGGUGCACUCACAGAAUCAACAGCCGCACCGUGGAUUGACCGUGGAUCAAGGCAUUGCAUAG
Molecule: messenger RNA, 2454 nt
Organism: Exophiala spinifera
Lineage: Eukaryota; Fungi; Ascomycota; Eurotiomycetes; Chaetothyriales; Herpotrichiellaceae
Exons: 2
Coding region: 1-2454 (817 amino acids)
Cellular component (GO): cytoplasm
Source: RefSeq, a predicted model, not a curated record